GGUGCAAGCCCUUCGGAGAGGAACUCUCCCUCCCUCCUACUAGAUGAUGGAUCCGGCUCGUCUGUCGCACAUUUGUGCUGCACGAUCUAUAGCUAUAACGCAAUUCAGAUUAUAUGGUGACUAUAGGUACAUGUGCUGCAGUGAGUUUGGUUUCCUCUUUGCGAUCCUUCUCUCUGUGAUCUGCUCCACCGAAAAUAUCUCAAGUAGGUGUUCCUUUGGUCCUUCUUCUUCCUCUGGAAAGGGAUCGAAAUAUAAUACCAGAUUGCGUCCCAAAGCUGUGGAGUUGCUGUUCUUGAAGGAAGGGCUUCACAAUUCAAUUCGAUUGCGGAUGCCUGCCAUGAAUCAAUGACGGUGGAUAGAAGAAGGUAGUGGUGGGUUAGAUUCUGAGUGAUUGAAAGAGUACAGAGAGGAGGGAGCAGAUAGAGGAGUCUGAGAAAACGGCUGGGAUUUAAGGAGAUGGGAUGCUGCGGGGCCUCGUGGAGCUUCAAAGCGUCAGAUAUGGCAGUAAGAGAGCGACGACGAGGAGGUGGAGGAGCAGAUCGCAGAGAGAAGAAUCGUCGAGAAAUCCUCCUCUCUGCGAUUCCUCCUCUUUGGUGGUUUAUUUCUUUAAAUAUAUUCGCUACAGCAUAUGUAAAAUUACGAUGUGUCAAUCAUCUGUACUAUGCUACAUAUUAUGUAGCACAAAAGUGUGUUAUAGACGAGCCGGAUCCCUGGAUGAUAGAUUUUAGGUAAUUAAAAUAUGACAAUUAAUGUUUUAUAUUUCUCUUGUUGGAAAUUAAGGUUCAAAAGAUGGUCAAAAUAGUCUUUUCAAAUGUGUAAUUUUUUAAUUUAACUUUUCCCUCAAAAGUGUAUUUUCUAAUUGUCUUUAGCACUUGUGGAGUUGUAACGAGCUAAGAUAAUUCAAAAAGUUAGUCCCACAUUAGUUUGGGAGAAAAAGAAAACCUGAGAAUAUAUAUAUAUAUAUAUAUAUAUAGGAUUAUAACUUCAGGAUGCAAACCCUUUCGAGAGGAACUCUCCCUUGUUAUGUAUUUGUGGGAAUUUCGAUGAAA
Molecule: messenger RNA, 1049 nt
Organism: Macadamia integrifolia
Lineage: Eukaryota; Viridiplantae; Streptophyta; Magnoliopsida; Proteales; Proteaceae
Exons: 3
Coding region: 44-349 (101 amino acids)
Source: RefSeq, a predicted model, not a curated record